AUGAGAUGCAAGGGAAGAUUGCAGUUUUCUGGAUUGUCGUUUGAAGUACAGAAUCCAGCGUUGUUACCAAGAGGACACCAUUAUACCAAUUUGGUAGUGAAAGAAGCACACGAGCUUGUACUUCACGGAUUGGUGAGUAUGACGUUAGCCGAGGUCAGACAAAGAUAUUGGAUUCCAAAGGGCAGGCAAGUAGUGAAGAAAGUGCUGAAAGAGUGCAAGCAAUGCGCAAAGAGAAGUUCCAAGCUGCUAAAGGGAACAGUCACAGCUCCGUUACCGGAACUUCGGGUUAAACCAGCACGUCCAUUUGAGGUAACUGGAUGUGAUUUUGCAGGUCCAAUUCACUUGAAAGGCAAUGAGAAGGCAUACAUCGCUCUUUUCACAUGCGCGGUAACACGAGCUGUUCAUUUGGAGCUUACAAAGGACAUGACAGCUACUGAGUUUAGGGUGGUUCUGCAAAGAUUUGUUAGUCGCAGAGGAGCACCUAGCACAGUCAUUAGCGACAAUGCAAAGACGUUUAAAAGCACAGGAAAACAGUUGAAGAAGAUAUGCGACAACGAAAAUUGGCAAGGAUAUUUAACGACGAAGAGAAUAGACUGGAUAUUCAACGUUUCCAAGGCACCGUGGCAAGGAGGAUUCUUCGAAAGACUGGUUGGAAUCUCGAAAACGACCUUGUACAAAGUCUUGGGACGUUCGAAGCUGAGUUUCAGAGAGGUUGAGACAAUGCUCAUACAGGUAGAAGGCUUGAUGAACAACCGACCGCUGACCUACCAGACGGAUGAGCUUGAAAGUGAACCUCUGACGCCUAAUCACAUGAUUUUCGGAUAUGCUUUGCCAACCAUCGCCAACGAUGCAAACGAUGCCAAUGAAGAAAUGAGUGACGAUGAGGAGUCUUCUGCAAGGGUAAAUAAGCGACUUAAGUACGUGUCGACAAUGAAGGCUCAUUUGUGGAAGAGAUGGACUCGCGAGUACUUACAGGGACUGAAAGAAUACCAAAGACAAGCUGACCGAAAAUCGAGAGUGCCGGAAAUCGGAGAAAUCGUGCUUAUCGUUGACAGCACCAUCCAAAGAAGACAUUGGCGAAUGGCGAAGAUAGUCGAUCAUAUAAAGAGCAGAGAUUGGAGCUUAAACGCUUUAAUUGGGACCCAAUGA
Molecule: messenger RNA, 1149 nt
Organism: Rhopilema esculentum
Lineage: Eukaryota; Metazoa; Cnidaria; Scyphozoa; Rhizostomeae; Rhizostomatidae
Source: RefSeq, a predicted model, not a curated record